Messenger RNA from Corticium candelabrum, 2775 nucleotides. RefSeq lists its product as uncharacterized. Bases 91 to 2718 code for a protein of 875 amino acids. The record is from RefSeq and is a predicted model, not a curated record. The transcript has a single exon. Lineage: Eukaryota; Metazoa; Porifera; Homoscleromorpha; Homosclerophorida; Plakinidae.
UCUAUUCUUACUUUAUUUCAAGAAUGCUGUGCUGUUGCUCUAAGCAGAAUCUCCGCUAGCCCUGAAGACCUAAAGGGUUGGUUUCUCUUUAUGCUUCUUCCGAGGAUGAUUUUACGAAACCCCAAGCGAGGUGGCAGGGCGUGCACAUCGGAGCUAAAGUCUGCUUGCAGAAAGUUUUUGAAUUUUCAUUGGGACGAGCUGAUUCAAUUGAACCUUCCUCGUCAUUCGUCCAAGUCAAAGUCUGUUGGUCAUCAAAUCAAGGCAGCCCUCCGGUUAGUGAAGUGUGGUGAAAUAUCCAGGGCAGCAAAAAUUCUUUGCAGUCAGGGAUUGGCAGAAGAAUGUGCUACUACAGUGGAGAAAUUGAAAGCUAAGCAUCCCGUUUCAGUUCAAGAGCUUGACUUUUCUUCAGAACCAAAUACAUCGGUUUUUGUGCUGGAUGAAAAUACGUGGUUGCAACAAAUUCGUUCUGCACCCAGGGGAUCGGGAAGUGGGCCAUCUGGAUGGCGUUAUGAGCACCUGAAGCCUCUAGUUCACAACUCUAAGCUACGGGAUCAGCUAUUCUUUAUGUGCUCUGCUAUUUCAAAGGGUCAGUUACCUUCUCAGGUGACGUCCCUCCUGUCAGCAUCAAGACUGAUUGCUUUACCAAAGCAGAAUGGCGAUGUCAGACCUAUAGCUAUAGGCGAGGUGAUAAGGAGAAUCACUGCCAAGUCAAUGUGCUGUCAAUAUCAAGAAAUUUUCUCUCAAAUUUUCUCUCCAAUCCAGCAUGGUGUGGCCACACGCAGUGGUGUCGAGUUGGUGGUUCAUCACUUGCAGUUACUGCUGGAAGAAAAUCCAAGCUGGGUUCUGUUGAAGACUGAUGUUAAAAACGCAUUCAAUUCAGUAUCCCGACAGAAGCUAAUGACAGAAGUUAUGUCUCGUCUACCCGCUUUUUAUGGCCAUGUGUCUUCUAUGUACGGAAAGCAUAGCCAUCUAGUCUACUCAAUGAAGGAAGAGAGCAUUAUGAUCCAGUCUCAGGAAGGAGUACAUCAGGGAGACCCCUUGGGACCAGCCCUUUUCUCAUGUUCUAUUCACCAAACGCUCGUGGAAAUUCAAGACCGUCAUUCAAUGGUGGUCAUUUUGGCCUACCUAGACGAUGUCUUCCUUUGUGGCCCUUCUGAUCUGUGUCAGCGAGCUUUUAAAGACCUACAAUGUUCAUUCACUCAACUUGGCUUGUCUGUCUGUCCAAGCAAAUGCCAGGCUUAUUCCAGAGUCAUUCCAGCUAGCUGGCCAGAUGACAUUCCUUUCACUUCCUCAGGCAUUACUGUACUUGGCAGUCCUAUUGGAGACUGUGAUUACGUGCAGAAUUAUUGUUUAUCUACUGCACUUUCUGGAGCUGAACUGUGCAACAAACUGCAAAGUUUGAAUGAUCCUCAGAGUGCUAUGUUGAUCUUGAGGCAAUGUCAUUCCACCCGUUUAAACCACUUGGGCAGGACAGUUCAACAUACUUGGUUGACGGAAGGAGCAAGGGCACAUGAUGAUUUGACACAACGCACUUUUUGUUCUAUCCUAGGCAUAAUGGCUGAUCCAUCUCUUUAUUGGAAACAGUGCUGUCUAUCAAUAAAAAGUGGAGGAUUCGGUUUAACGAUGUUGGAAGACAUCUCACCUGCAGCAUUCCUUGCAGCAUGGUCUAACACCUUUCAACAGCUUCCCAAACGGUUUCUCACUUUUUCGAGUUAUUCUCCAUCUUUUCUAGGGAAGGUUCUUACGAACCUCCCUCUAGGUCAUCAACUCACUGACUCUCAUAAGAAACUGCUAUCCAUCUUGGAAAGCGGCUGUGAUUACGCUCACUUAUCUCUAGAGGACUUGCUGACAGAACCUGACAAGCUACAGCACAGACUUACUUCAGCUAUUAAUCAAGGCAGAGAGGCAACUUUGCUAGCCUUGUCUAUCGAUGACCAGUGUUCUGCUCGUUUGAGAUCUGUUGCAGGAAAGGAAGCUGGAGCUUGGCUUCACGCAAUCCCAUCCGACGAUGAGCUCGCUAUUGAAACUCGCGAAUAUCGCUUAGCGGCUUAUUUACGCUUGGGCUUGCCUAUAUUUGGUCAAUGGGCAGUCACCUGUGAUUGUGGAGCUACAGUAGACGAAGGUGCAUACCACCUCUUGACAUGCAAGCGUCACGGUGGCCCAAUUUGGCAGCACGACUUCAUUGUCUCGGCCUGGUGCAGGUGUCUAAAUUCAGCUGAUGUUCUCCACAAGAAGGAAGUGCGCAACCUCUAUGUCGACAGCCUUGGUCGCCCGGAUAUUGUGACCUUUGACUCAGGUAGCUUGACCAAUGCUGAGAUAGAUGUCUCGCUAGCUCAUCCCUACAACAAGGAGGUGGUUAGCUCUAGUGCUAAAGUGACUGGCCAUGCCUCCCUUGUUCGAGAACAACACAAGAAAGAGAAGUACAAGCAAUUUCACCAUCCAGGAGGACAACGUCCAGAUGUCAUCCCCUUGGUACAUGAACAUUUUGGGAGAUGGGGCAAGGAAGCCAUUAACUUCCUCAAGUCCCUAGGGGAUCGCUCCAAGGAUGAAUAUGGUCAAUACAACAAAAAGGAUUUUAUGUCAGUGUCUAGACGCCGGAUUAGCGUUGCACUUCAGAAAGGCAAUGCUAAAGUUAUUCUAAGGAAGCUGGAAAGACUAAUUUAUGCUUUUUCUUCGCUUGACCUUGCUUUCACAGACGUUCAGUCUUACGUUCAUUAGAAUAGACAGCAGUUUUCAUUAGUCUUUUGUGCUAGAGAAAGAAAUUAUUCAAUAAAA